Toxorhynchites rutilus septentrionalis is the source of this 3215-nucleotide messenger RNA. It is a transcript of the gene Rrp6, whose product is annotated as exosome component 10. Gene Ontology annotation, molecular function: nucleotide binding; 3'-5'-RNA exonuclease activity; nucleic acid binding. The transcript has 5 exons. Gene Ontology annotation, biological process: nuclear polyadenylation-dependent snoRNA catabolic process; TRAMP-dependent tRNA surveillance pathway; nuclear polyadenylation-dependent antisense transcript catabolic process. NCBI's taxonomy places the organism in Eukaryota, Metazoa, Arthropoda, Insecta, Diptera, Culicidae. The record is from RefSeq and is a predicted model, not a curated record. Gene Ontology annotation, cellular component: nuclear exosome (RNase complex); nucleolus. Bases 489 to 3131 code for a protein of 880 amino acids.
UCUGUGUUGAUUGUGUUGAGGUGAACACUUCUAAAAUGCCCAAGAAAAGGCAAUAUUCUGAAGAAAGCCUAAAUUAUGAAUGAAACAAUAUGUUGACAGUUUAGUGAGUGACAAGCGAUUAAUAUGUCAUCCACAUAAAUAAUUAGGAACAACAACUCUCCAGCGAUUAUUGCAAUGUAAAAACAAUUGUCGAUUUCACUGCGCCGAAAUCCAAGCGUCGAAACGAAUUCAUGGAAUCGAGAAUUCCAGGCUCGUGAAGCCUGUUUAAGUCCAUACAAUGAUUUCUGUAACCUCGCUACUAGGUCACCAGAAUCGAAUUCCUUCGGUAAGCGCAUAUAUAUUUCUUGAUCCAAGUGCCCGUUCAAGAAAGCAGUUUUUACAUCAAGUUGAUGAAGAUGCAUUCGCUCCUGAUUUGCAAUAGCCAGUAAAACCCGUAAUGUUGUCAAUCCAGCCACUGGAGAGAAGGUCAAAAACUGAUCUUAAAUUCGAUGAAAGCCGUUCUUGCUAUGCCGACUGGGAAUUCACGCGAUCUAUAUGCCACACAUCCAUCUUUUAUCCGGAUAAUGGAUUCCCAGGCUAACAAAAUUCUGCACAUGAUAUCGGACGUAUUGAAGAUGCACGAAAUUAAGGGAAGCAUAGUAGUGCGCGACAAAGAGGAAAAGUUUGAACUCUUGCAAGAGUUUAAUGAUACUAUUCUCGAAAGGAUCAACUCCAACCUGGAUGAAGCUGCUGGAAUAAAAAAGAAACAUGAAACUGUGUUGUUGCACAGUGAGAUUCAAAUUCCAGCAGAGCCACGGCCUCGUCUAAGUGGAACAUGGAACAAUAACAAUACCGCUGCGUCCGGGGUUAAGGCAACGCUAAUCACAGGAACAAAUAUUCCAAGACCACAAGCGAACUUUAAAAUACCCGUAGAUAAUUCGGCUCUCAAUCCGUUUGUACCGAAAAUAAAAGAGAAACCAAACUCCUUGAAACCACUCGCUGUUCUGCCGGAGUAUGAUGACGCUGGAAACAUUGUAUCAUACCUUCAUCCAUAUGAGUUUGAAUUGGAUCGGUUUGAACCUCCCAAAGAUGCCCUUGAACCAUGUGAGCCACAGGAACCGAUGAAUUUAAAAGAAACGCCGCUAGAUUUUAUUGAUAAAGAAAAUCAGCUGGUUGGGCUUCUGAAAGAACUAAGGAAGGUCAAUGAAAUUGCGAUAGAUUUAGAACAUCAUUCCUAUCGAACUUUUCAAGGUUUUACGUGUUUGGUACAGAUUUCAACCAGAAGCAAGGACUACAUUAUAGAUGCUCUUGCACUUCGUGAAGAAUUGCAUGUACUCAAUGAAGUAUUUACCAAUCCGAAGAUUGUAAAAGUUCUACACGGAUCGAUCAGUGACAUAGAGUGGCUUCAGCGGGAUCUUGCUUUAUACAUUGUUAAUAUGUUUGAUACUGCAGAGGCUGCAAAGGUUCUAGAAUUUUCCCGGUUAGGUUUGCAGUUUCUUUUGAAACAUUUUUGCAACAUCGAAACUGAUAAAGCUUUUCAAUUGGCUGACUGGCGUAUUCGUCCAAUACCGGAAAGCUUUAUUGAUUACGCGCGGAAAGAUACACACUACCUGUUGUAUAUCUUUGAUCGCAUGCGGAAUGAACUGAUAGCGAAAGGACCUAGUUUUCUUCGGACCGUUUACAACAAGUCCUCUUUUCUUUGCAAACAUCGCUACGAGAAAAGCGUAAUCAAUGAAGAUGCCGUCAUGAACAUUUAUCGCCGCUCAAAGCACGUGUUUGACCAGCGCCAAAUGUACGCCUUCCGUGAGAUUCUCUACUGGAGGGACAAAAUCGCUCGCCAAGAAGACGAAUCCCCUGGAUAUGUACUGCCACAGCAUAUGGCACUGGAUAUUUCAUCCAAAUUACCUCGUGAAAUGCAAGGAAUUAUCGCAUGCUGUACACCCGUUCCGUCCCUUGUACGACAACAUUUGCAUACGCUUCACCAGAUCAUUCUAAAGGCUAGAGAAAUUCCUUUGAAUAAAUCGGUCCCUCGAGCAAUCGAACAGCAGCAGGAUACAAGACAUAAAAUGCAAUCUUUGUUCGAUAUUAGUAACCCGUUGUUCUGUCCUCAUGAUAAUAGUCAAGGUGUCCAUUUGGAGACGAAUUUGCCCACGCUGCUUGACUCUCCUAGCAAGGUUAAUAUUUGCGAAAAGAUGGUGCGCUGUUUGAUGAAAGCAAGUCCCGAUGCUGGAGUUUUCGAGGAGACUAAAAAAAGGGUGCUCGAUGAGAAGGGUCGAUUUGUGUUGGACGUAAGCUCUCCCCAAGAAUCGCGGAUGGCUAAAUUUAUUGAAAUGCAUUACAACAAGCAUAGCGAUGGAGAGCAGAGUUUAAACGAAAGUCUACAUUUAUCUUAUAAGGAUCGUACAUUCAACAGUCCUUAUGAGCGCCACGCCGAGACGUGUCGUAACCGUUAUCAAAAUGGGUCAGAUGCGGAGGAAACAAGGACAGUUGCUCAAGUGAAAUGUGAACCUGAUGAAUUGAAUGAAACCGUUGAACCCAUCUCCGACCCAGUUAAAAAAGAACCUAUAUCCGAAAAUAGGAGAAAAAUUCCUCUGAAAGUGUUAAAACGGAAAGAAGAUUUGGAAGCCAAGCGAAAAAUGGAACAAACCGAAACUGCUGAUAAAAUAAAAUUCAACAAUUACGAACCCCCAGCAAAGAAAGAAAAGAGCGACAGACGAUCCAAGGGUGAAUAUCCGCUCCAAAUCAAUACCAAUGAGAAAGUAGAUGACGAGGAUCUGCAUGUAGGAGAGAGUAGCCAGAACAACAAAACCUCCCUAUCUGGGAAGAAAGGAAAGAACAAAAAGAAAAAGUUUAAAAAGCAAAACCAUGUUGGCGUCAAUAAGGAAUCCAGGCAAAAUUCGAAUAAACCCAUUGUGUUUGACUACAACCAGGUGGACUUUUCCAGGUUUCAGGGUGGCUCGAAACCUUUUGAAGGGAAAAGUAAAGCUGGUAAACAUUUUUCACGCAAUCAGGACGGAAAUGCAUCGAAUAACAGCGGUUCAAACAAUGAUUCACUGAAGAAAAAUCUACAUCCCAACAGUAGGAUAGCGAAGGGACUCAAGAAAAGUAAAAACAUGUUCAACUUUAGCAGCAGCAACUUGAACAAGAAGUGAACAACUUCAGUGUUUAAUAAUUAGAAAGUCUCAUUUAUGUUUUGUCGAAAAGCAAUUAUAUAUUGAAAGAAACGCGAAUACGUA